This is a messenger RNA of Zymoseptoria tritici IPO323, 813 nucleotides long. RefSeq lists its product as uncharacterized. Bases 1 to 813 code for a protein of 270 amino acids. NCBI's taxonomy places the organism in Eukaryota, Fungi, Ascomycota, Dothideomycetes, Mycosphaerellales, Mycosphaerellaceae. The transcript is spliced from 3 exons. The record is from RefSeq and is a predicted model, not a curated record.
AUGGCGAAUCCCACAGCUCAACAACCGAAUCUCCUCGACUCAAUCGACGACGUGUACGACAUGUUUCAUCGCGGGCAGAACGCCGCAUUCGCCGAAGCCGCGGACGACCUUCUCGACAACUAUCCGAAGCUCAACAGGUUCCAUCGAGUCCAGCUCAUGGCACUCCUCGUACGGGUCGUGGACGACUACCAGGAAGUCGAUCAGUUGUACGAUGAAGCACUCCGCGAGUUCAGAACGCUAAAGCGCCACUUCCUCUACAACGGCAACGACAAUCCCAACUUUGAGAGCCACCUCCAGAAACUCCAGGUCAUACUUGAUGGCUCGAAGACGGUCGUCGAUGAGAUGGCGGGAAUCAGCUCUGAGCCUGCAGAUGGGCAGGACGCUGAGAUGGAAGAGGAUGGUCUUGAGAUGGAAGAGGAGAGCGUUGAGAUGGAAGACGAGAAUGCUGCCAUGGAAGAGGAGGAUGGCGAUGACACUCUCAUCCCGGACACCUUCCCACUCCCCACCAUCUCUCUCUCCGACCUGCCGUCGAGCUCUCCGAAUCUGAUGGCGGACGACACGCUGCCCUUGUCGGAGUCGUCGCAGCAAUUCCAAAACUCCACGGACCCGACCGAGAUGUCCGAGGAGCCCAAGUCAGACGAUCUGCCAAUUCGUCCUGCGCCGCACAAGGAGGGAAAGUUUGGUGGCAGCAUGAGGAGGCGCUACGGCAAAGGGUUGUUGAAAGAGAAGAUGAGCAUCGCCGAUCUCCGGAAAAUCUCCGGAGUUCCUCCACCUCACGACGAAAAGGACGAGGAGGGCAUGGCAUCGGAAUGA